AUGGAAAAGGCAAAGUUUUUCGGGAAAGUGUUCAGCUAUGUAUUGAGAGGUGGUUGUGCUGUCCAUGUUUUGCAGUCACAUUUUUAUGAGUUCACAGAGACUAGAGGUGAAUCAAUGUUACCUACAUUAGCAGCUAGUAAUGAUUAUGUGUAUACAUCUAAAAGAUACAAAUUGGGACGUGGUGUUGAAAUUGGUGAUUGCAUUGUUGCCUUAAAACCAACUGAUCCUGAUCAAAGAGUUUGUAAAAGAAUCACUGGAAUGCCUGGUGAUAUAAUUUUGAUUGAUCCAAGUAUGGAAAACAAGAAAGAUGACAAAUCUAAGUUUGAUGUGGACAAUAAAGAAAGCUUCAACAAGUUUAUAAAGGUGCCUGAAGGUCAUUGCUGGGUCACAGGGGAUAAUUUAGCACAUUCUUUGGACUCAAGAACAUAUAAUUCCUUACCAUUGGGUUUAAUAAAAGGGAAAAUAAUUGCAGCAAAUGAUUUUAAUCAACCAUUUUGGGGUGGUGAAAGAGGUAACUUUUGGGGAUUUAGAAAAGUGUCAAAUAAUUAUAUUGAUGAUGAAUUAGAAGAAACAAUUGUACCAACUAUUGCUUCAUGA
Messenger RNA from Hansenula ciferrii, 597 nucleotides. RefSeq names its product endopeptidase catalytic subunit IMP1 (gene IMP1). The transcript has a single exon. Gene Ontology annotation, cellular component: membrane; mitochondrial inner membrane peptidase complex. The record is from RefSeq and is a predicted model, not a curated record. Lineage: Eukaryota; Fungi; Ascomycota; Saccharomycetes; Phaffomycetales; Wickerhamomycetaceae. Gene Ontology annotation, molecular function: serine-type endopeptidase activity. Bases 1 to 597 code for a protein of 198 amino acids.